Molecule: messenger RNA, 246 nt
Organism: Mesorhabditis belari
Lineage: Eukaryota; Metazoa; Nematoda; Chromadorea; Rhabditida; Rhabditidae
Source: the annotation of a GenBank genome assembly
AUGAUUGCCAGCUCAAUCUUCACAAUCACCAACUACGUCAUUUACGAUGUGAUCAGCUUGAUUCUCCUUGCUUUUGCCGGCAACAAUAUACUGGGUCUUGUGGAAGGAUCAAACGAUCUUGUCUGGGCGCUUUUCUUUCACCUAGGAGCAAGUUCAAUCAGCUGCUUUUGUUUUCGACGUCGGAAAGAAAAGCCCCGCAAUGUGAUUGUCGUCUCGCAGACCACUCAGAUCCCCUUAUCGAGCCGA